AUGCGGCCUCCGGCGGCCAAGCCCCUGGUUGCCACCACCUCCUCCUCCUCCUCCUACAACCAACACGAACCUCGCCCGGAGAACCCCCUUCUCCUCCUCGCUUCCUCCCGUGCUGCCAAGCUCUCCCUCGGCUGCCCCCUCCUCGACCGCCUCCUUUCCGGUGGCCUCCCCGCCGCGUCGGUCACCGAGAUUGCCGGCGAAUCCGCCUCCGGGAAGACCCAGAUUUGUCUCCAGCUCGCCCUCCUCGCUCCCCUCUCGCCUCUCUCCUCCUCCUCCCUCUUCCUAUGCUCCGACCUCCCAUUUCCCCUCCGCCGCCUCCGCCUCCUUGCCCCCAAAUCGCACCCCGACCUCCUCGACCACGUCUUUGUCGCCGCAGUACACUCUCCCUCCGACCUCCUCUCCCUCCUUUCCCGCGCCCAGCACCACCUCUCCCACCCUACUCACUCCCCGCACCGCCUCCCUACCCGCGUCAUCCUCCUCGACUCCAUCGCCUCGCUCUUCCGCGCCGACUUCGACGCCUCGCCCGCCGACCUCAAGCGCCGGUCGGGGCUGUUCUUCAAGAUAUCCGCAAAACUCAAGGAGCUGGCGUACAGGCACCACUGCGUGGUCGUGGUGACCAACCAGGUGGUCGACGUGGUCGAGGGGAACACGGGCAACACCAUGGCCUGGUCGUCUGGGCGGCAGGUGAGCCCCGCGCUGGGGCUUUCCUGGGCCAACUGCGUCAACACUCGGUUGUUCCUCACGCGGGAGGUGGGUAGCGACGGUGGGAGCACCAGGAGGCACAUGAAGGUUGCCUUUGCGCCGCACCUGCCGGAGCGGACCUGCGAGUUUGUGAUACGGAGGGACGGUGUCUUUGGAGUUGACCCCGCACAAAGGUAG
This is a messenger RNA of Lolium rigidum, 879 nucleotides long. RefSeq names its product DNA repair protein XRCC3 homolog. Gene Ontology annotation, molecular function: ATP-dependent DNA damage sensor activity; ATP binding; four-way junction DNA binding. Gene Ontology annotation, cellular component: replication fork; Rad51C-XRCC3 complex. Bases 1 to 879 code for a protein of 292 amino acids. Gene Ontology annotation, biological process: t-circle formation; telomere maintenance via recombination; resolution of mitotic recombination intermediates. The record is from RefSeq and is a predicted model, not a curated record. The transcript has a single exon. Lineage: Eukaryota; Viridiplantae; Streptophyta; Magnoliopsida; Poales; Poaceae.